Molecule: messenger RNA, 3968 nt
Organism: Oncorhynchus nerka (sockeye salmon)
Lineage: Eukaryota; Metazoa; Chordata; Actinopteri; Salmoniformes; Salmonidae
Product: semaphorin-3G-like
Exons: 16
Coding region: 592-2946 (784 amino acids)
Biological process (GO): semaphorin-plexin signaling pathway; axon guidance; positive regulation of cell migration
Cellular component (GO): plasma membrane
Molecular function (GO): chemorepellent activity; semaphorin receptor binding
Source: RefSeq, a predicted model, not a curated record
CAUGAUAAAUUAGACUAUUCAUUUCACUCCAUUUCAGGUUCAAAUACUUAAAUCAGACAUAGUCUUUAUUAAGCAACAUUCAAUUACAUCUCAAUCGACUAUUAAAAGAAUCGAACCUAUUUAUUUAUCACCUACAGAGGACUCCGGAGCAUUUUCAGUUGAGAGCGUGUCUGGUGAGAGGCGGAUCGCUUGGUUGGAGCGCUUCCCUUCACUGGGCUGCUGCGCGGCUCUCUUGCACCUCCAGAGAAAGGCGGGGUGAGUCUAUCCGGUCUAUCCCAAGCCCUGUCUAAAAACGGACUCCUUCGGACAUCUGAGAAGGAAAAAAAACUCCGGGGCUGGAGCAAAGGCUGUUCAGAGGGAAACGCGUGUUGAGACCAUUAAUAUCUGAGACCAUUACGCACGGAGUUCAGAUACAGGAUUGACCGAGUCCUUCACGUUAAUGACAAUUUAGUUUAAUCACUUAAAAAAAUAUAUAUAUACAGUGAUACAAUCAUUUAGAAUAGAAAUAUUCGUUUGUUACAGAGGUGAAUUGCAAGAUUUCUAAAAACUCAAAGAUCUAUCGACAAUUCAAAAGGACAUUUCCAAGGAACCAUGAAGGAAUCAUCAACUUUCUGCCACAUGGUGACUCUGGUUGCUCUACUUCUAACAACUGUCUCAGCUACCAAGACGAACGUACCACGACUCAGACUUUCAUACAAAGACCUCGUGGCCACCAACCGGUCCUCUAUCUUCAGUGGGCAUGACGGUCAGCUCUCUCUGACCGCUGUGUUUCUGGACGAGUACCAUGACCGUCUGUUCCUGGGGGGCAAAGACGUCCUCUACUCCCUGAGACUGGACCAUACCAACCCGGACUCCAAAGAGAUCUACUGGCCUCCGUUGCCUGGUAACAAAGAUGACUGUGUCCAGAGAGGGAAGGAUUCUCAGACGGAGUGUGGCAACUUUGUGCGCCUGCUGCAGCCCUAUAACCGCACCCACCUGCUGGCCUGUGGUACGGGUGCCUUCCAGCCCAUGUGUGCCUACGUGUACGUGGGCCACCGUGGAGAGCAUGUUUUCACCAUGGACCCUACCAAUGUGGAGAACGGACGGGGGAAGGUUCCUCACGACCCCAGCCUCCCCUUUGCGAGCACCUUUAUUGGUGGGGAGCUUUACACAGGGCUGACUGCAGACUUCCUGGGUAGAGACUCAGUGAUCUUCCGUAGUCUGGGAGGUCGCUCCACCAUGAGGACUGAGACGGACCAGAAACUACUGCACGAUCCUAAGUUUGUUGCGGCCCACCUCAUCCCUGAUAACGAUGACCGUGACAAUGACAAGGUGUACUUCUUCUUCACGGAGAAAGCCAUGGAGGCCGGAGACAGGGAGGGAGCCAUCCACACCCGCGUGGGACGAGUAUGUGCGAAUGACGCAGGUGGACAGAGAGUUCUGGUGAAUAAAUGGAGCACCUUCAUCAAGGCCAGGCUGGUGUGUUCUGUACCCGGGCCUCAUGGAAUCAACACACACUUCGACGAGCUGGAGGGUAUUUUCCUGCUCAAAGGCAAGGAUGAGAAGAACCCAGAUGUUUACGCCAUCUUCAGCACCAUCAGUAACGUGUUCCAGGGCUUUGCAGUGUGCGUGUAUCGUAUGGCAGACAUCCGGGAAGCCUUCAAUGGGCCGUUUGCGCACAAGGAGGGACCUGACUACCAGUGGGGGGCUUACGAGGGCAGAGUGCCCUAUCCAAGACCUGGGGUGUGCCCCAGUAAAAUAACCAACCAGCCUGGCAGACAGUUUGGCAGUACCAAGGACUUCCCAGACACAGUGCUUCAGUUUGCCCGGGGGCACCCCUUGAUGUGGCGCCCGGUGUACCCAGCCAUGAGGCAGCCUGUGCUGAUCAAGGCCAACGUGCCCUACCGCCUCAAACAAAUCGUGGUGGACCGCGUGGAGGCUGAGGACGGACAGUAUGACGUCAUGUUCAUAGGCACAGACACAGGCACGGUGCUGAAGGUCAUCGCCCUGCGCAGCGGCAACUCUCUGGACACAGAGGAGGUCACUCUGGAGGAGCUGCAGGUCUUUAAGGUGCCAACUCCCAUUACCUCUUUGGACAUCUCAGUAAAAAGGCAAGCACUGUUCGUGGGUUCUCCAUUGGGUGUGGCUCAGCUGAGGCUCCACAGGUGUGAGACGUAUGGGAAGGCCUGUGCUGAGUGCUGCCUGGCCAGAGACCCCUACUGCGCCUGGGACGGCACCUCCUGCACCCGCUACACCUCGCUCAGCAAACGCCGCUAUCGCCGCCAGGACAUCAGGCACGGCAACCCGGCCCUGCAGUGUAUGGACCAGAACCUCAGUGUGGAGGGGUUGGAUGUGACAGAGGAAAGGGUUGUGUACGGGGCAGAGAACAACAGCACCUUCCUGGAGUGUGUCCCCCGCUCCCCCCAGGCCACCGUCACAUGGCUGCUCCAACGGGACGACCGCAAGGAGGAGGUGAAGCUGGAUGAGCGGGUGAUGCGUACGGAGCAGGGUCUGCUGUUCCGCCGUGUGCUCCGUCAGGACGAGGGUGUGUACGUGUGUCGCUCUCGCGAGCACGGCUUCACCCAGACCCUCACCCGCCUCUCCCUGGAGGUCCUGCAGGGGGACACACUGAGCGAGCUGCUGGCCCGUGACGACGCCCCCCUCGACGGUCCCCAGGGGGCGAAGGGCUACCGGGCCUGGCCUCCCUGCCACGCUCACAGGAGCACCGGCCCCCUCAGCCAACAGCGCUCCUGGUUCAAGGACAUCAUGCAGCUGAUUGGCCCGUCCAACCUGCCGCACGUGGAGGAGUACUGCGAGAGGUUGUGGUGCAACGACAAGCUGCGGCGCAAACACAAGAGCAUGCUGGACAAGUACCGGCAGGCGCAGGACAGCGCACGCAAGGCCCGCAACAAGGGCUCUGGGGAACGCAACCGGACGCCGCGGGACGUCAGCAGCCGACGGCCGUAGAGGGGAGGGAGGAACGGAGAGGGGGAGGAAAUAGAGGACUGGGAGAAGGACCACAUGACACGAUUAAUGAGAGACUGAGAGAGAAAAGGAAGAGGUGGUAGUUCCAUGUAUUGCAGGAAGAGAGACACUGCCAACAGACUGUGGUGUUAAGGGUUGUGUCUGAUGUGGACGGGGGGGGUGAGAGAGACCGGGACUCACCAACUCUCCUUGACUUCAUGAAGAAACCCUCAACUGUUUUCACCAAGGGACCCUUCCUCUCCAUUGCAACAUCAGUGACUCUGUAUAUGACUAUGGACUGACUGUACUGUGCUGUAAAUACUGUGUGGGGUUGGACUGCUACAACUGAUGACCUUUGACCCCUUAUGGCGCCCAUCUCUCUUUGGUCCGUGAGCCCAUUCCACACGAUGUACCCCUUAUGGCGCCCAUCUGUUUGCCUCACCCUGCACCUCAUCAUACUUCUUCUGGAAGAAAUGGGGCUUAAUAUAUAUUUUUUUAAAGGGUUCUGUGUCUUACUUCCUGCACAGUAUUGUCGUUGUUUUUAGCAGUGUAAUCCCAUCACCCUGAAAGUCAUUCACCACCGUACAGUACGUUCUCAAGCAUGCGGUGUUGAGUGGACAUCUAAGUGCACUCACACAUCAUCCAUCACACACUCAGCCAUAACAACGCACCAGAGCAUUGCUUUAACUGAACGUUUUCACGAGACGACUGUUGACGGUUCAACAGAGAAAAGGCCUGUUUGUUUUAUCAGCUAGACUCCAGUUCCCACCAUUCCUAGAUGUGUCGUUCCUGACAAUGGAAGGAGAAGAGCGGGUCGUUGGAGCUGAAUGUUCUGCUGGUGCUUUGUAAACACCACUUCGUUAUUUAAAUACAGGGUUAGCUAUGAUAUUUCUCUCUCUGUUGUUAAAAUGCAAUGUUUUCGCUGGCAGACUUCGCUGAAAAGCUCUCCUUUCAAGGGCACUGGUUGUAGGGAAAAGGGGGAGGGGGGUCAGAGGAGUGAAGGGACAGGGAGGAUGGGACAGGGG